CGAGGGGCGGCGCCCUGACGGCUCUCUGCCUCCCCCUUCAGGCGUUCGAGGACAUCUACAUCGAGCAGAGGAAGGUGGUGAAGGUGGUGCUGGAGUACUCAGACAAGAUCUUCACCUACAUCUUCAUCCUGGAGAUGUUGCUCAAGUGGCUCGCGUACGGCUUCAAGAAAUACUUCACCAACUACUGGUGCUGGCUCGACUUCCUGAUCGUCGACGUCUCAUUGGUCAGUUUGGUGGCCAACACGUUGGGUUAUUCAGACUUUGCAGCCAUCAAGUCCCUGCGGACGCUCCGCGCCCUGCGGCCCCUCAGAGCCCUCUCCAGAUUUGAAGGCAUGAGGGUGGUGGUCAACGCUCUGAUCGGAGCGAUUCCCUCCAUCAUGAACGUGCUGCUGGUCUGCCUCAUCUUCUGGCUCAUCUUCAGCAUCAUGGGCGUGAACCUGUUCGCCGGCAAGUUCGGCCGCUGCGUCAACCGCACCGGUCACAUCUACGACGCCUCCUUCAUCAACAACAAGUCGGAGUGCGAGGCGCUCAACAACACCUCGCACUUCUACUGGAGCAAGGUCAAGGUCAACUUCGACAACGUGGGCGCCGGAUACCUGGCUCUGCUUCAAGUGGCGACGUUCAAAGGCUGGAUGGACAUCAUGUACGCAGCCGUGGAUUCCAGGGCC
Paralichthys olivaceus (Japanese flounder) is the source of this 668-nucleotide messenger RNA. Lineage: Eukaryota; Metazoa; Chordata; Actinopteri; Pleuronectiformes; Paralichthyidae. The record is from RefSeq and is a predicted model, not a curated record.